AUGACGGAUGCAAAGGACAAGAAGAUGUCCCCAACAACACCAAUGGCAGGUUCAGCCUCAGCGUCGGACACAAACGCAGACGAAACCAUGCGCCUUGCCAUCGCCCGCUUCCGUAACCGAAUGGCCACCGCGAACCAAAAGUUUCUCCAGGACCGCAUCAAUGAAAUCGAAGGAAAAGGUCUAGCUACUGAAGAGGAGAAGCGCCGCCAGUUCCGCCAGUAUAAAUGGAUGGACUAUCUCCAAUGGGACGAUGAAGACUCCGAGACGUGUGGGAGGCGCGACAGGAUCCGGAUCCCACAACAGACUCCAGUCAAAGACCUUCAUAUCCCUGCUGUUCUCAACGCCCUGCCGUCCUAUGAUCCGACGGACGGUGUAGUCCUGCCUCUGCUGCGCACGGAGCAGUGGCGGCAGAUGUACCUCGACACAGUUCAGCGUGUGUGCCAGCGGCAGGCGGACGCGAUCGUUGCCGAAAACGACGAGGAGAUUGACGUCGCGUGUAACUUCCACAAAGACCACAGGUCGAUGACUAUCCCCCGAUGUGACGAGCUAGCCCUGUUCCUAAAGUAUGCGCAGGGGGUGGUGGACGUUGAUUUCCGGCGCUCGGGCAUUGCGCCGUUCAUACCGGCUUGGUCGAUCGGAGUCACCAAUGAGGAACUGGACAGGCUUGAUGAGGGACAGAGAUGCGAUAAGUUGGCGGAUCCGGAGCUACUGAAGCGUGAGCAAGAGGGCUUACAGCGGGAACUGGAACAUGAGUUGUCGAAUGACUCGUUGAAGGCGUGCGUCGACGAGGACCUGGAGGUCAGGGCUGGAUUUAUCACUGGUAUUGGAUGUAACCAACUGUACGAAUGCCCAGAGUGGUAUAGUGCGUAUGUGUACUGCCGGCUCUGGACGGAGGGCGACGAGGACGAUGGCAAGUACAAGGAUGAAGACAUCCAGGAUGCUACCAACAUCCGAGACUGGGGGUGGCGGGUGGUUGUCUUCCACGCCGAGAUUGUCAAUCCUAGCGUUCUGUACGGCCGGAAGGCACGCUUUAAUUCUAUUCCAGAAUUUCUGGAUUGGUAUGCCAGCUGGCUGGACCAUCUAGAUGCACGGGGGUUGCUUUCUCUGCGGCGCCACGCUGUAGGCUGUGAGACGGACUGCGAGUCAGACUGUGAGGACCAUGUCACAGGGCCCUACUACGCAGAGAAUUUCUAG
Molecule: messenger RNA, 1194 nt
Organism: Penicillium canariense
Lineage: Eukaryota; Fungi; Ascomycota; Eurotiomycetes; Eurotiales; Aspergillaceae
Exons: 1
Coding region: 1-1194 (397 amino acids)
Source: RefSeq, a predicted model, not a curated record